AUGUCAGUAGUCAUGAAAUCUGCUAUUGUCGGCGCUUUAGCAUGUCAAAGGAACUCAUUUACGCUUGACAGGUUCAAUACGUUAGUUGUUUCCUGCGAAGCAAAGAAAGACAAAAGGGGAAAGACUGAAGGUUACGAGAUCGAAUUACAAGAUACCAUUUUGUUUCCUGAAGGAGGCGGUCAACCAAGCGAUUCUGGCUCUUUGAAAAUUGUAGAAAGAAACAAUGAUUCUUUGGUCAUCAAGAAGGUAGUGGUUUCGCAUGUUUCUCGCUCUGGCUUACAUGCUAAACAUCAUGUGAACGAGCUCAUUGAGCCCGGCACAACGGUGGAAAUAACUGUGGAUGCAGUGAAAAGAAUGGAUUAUAUGCAACAACACACUGGUCAGCAUUUAUUGAGUGCGAUCUUGAAACGCAAGUAUGAAGUAGAUACAGUAUCGUGGUCGAUGGGUGGCAUUAUCACUGAAAAAAGGGCAGUUUUAGAACCUAGUGAUUACUUCAAUUAUAUAGAGCUGAGCAGAAAAUUGACAGAGGACGAAGUAACAGAAAUAUCGGGUGAGGUUAACGAGCUGAUCAUUACAUUUCCCCAAAAAAUCAAAGUGGUGGAAAGAUUUAGUGAAGACGAUGCUGAUACAAUCAAUACAUCCAAAAUACCAGACGAUUAUGACCUAUCCAAAGGUAUACUGCGUACCAUUCACAUUGGUGAUAUUGAUUCCAAUGCGUGUUGUGGAACACAUUUGAAAUCUACCUUUCAGAUUGGCUCUAUCCUUAUUCUUUCCAAUCAAUCAGCCGUGAGAGGCUCAAACUCAAGACUGUAUUUCAUGUGCGGGAAACGGGUUUCUGAUUAUGCAAAAUUGGCUAAUAAGAUCUUAUUGGACUCCAAAAUCUUAUUGAGCUGUUCGGAAACUCAAAUGCCCGACAAGAUAACAAGACAAGGCAAACAACUGCAACAAUCAAACAAAAGAGAACAAUAUUGGGUAAAGAAGUUAGCCCAUAGUGUUUCUGAAGACUUGAAAAAUACACUGGAAAAUAGUGAAAAUAAAAGGGCGUAUUUUAUGGAAGAAGAAUGUGGUACAUUAGAACUAUUACAGCAGAUCUAUAAAGAGAUAAACAUUUUUCUGAAAGAGGGUUGUGAAGUCUACGAGAUCAUUCUAUGCGGUUAUGAAAGGCAAACUAGCACUGGAUCACUGAUAAUCCUUUCUGAAUCCGGUGAUAAAAUUUCCUCUUUAACCGCCAAGCUAGGUUCGAUGUUACAAAACUUGAAGGGCGGUGGUGGUAAGAAAGGUGGUAAAUGGCAAGGCAAAAUCACAUCCAUUUCGAAUGCCGAAUUUGCUGCCGUAACCGAUUAUUUAAGCCAUGAUUUCAUAUCCCAUUGA
Messenger RNA from Saccharomyces kudriavzevii IFO 1802, 1371 nucleotides. RefSeq names its product putative alanine--tRNA ligase. Gene Ontology annotation, biological process: alanyl-tRNA aminoacylation; regulation of translational fidelity. The transcript has a single exon. NCBI's taxonomy places the organism in Eukaryota, Fungi, Ascomycota, Saccharomycetes, Saccharomycetales, Saccharomycetaceae. The record is from RefSeq and is a predicted model, not a curated record. The coding region runs from base 1 to 1371 and encodes 456 amino acids. Gene Ontology annotation, molecular function: ATP binding; Ser-tRNA(Ala) deacylase activity; nucleic acid binding.